Molecule: messenger RNA, 531 nt
Organism: Pipistrellus nathusii (Nathusius's pipistrelle)
Lineage: Eukaryota; Metazoa; Chordata; Mammalia; Chiroptera; Vespertilionidae
Source: the annotation of a GenBank genome assembly
AUGGCGGCGCCCGUCCUGCUGAGAGUGUCUGUGCCGCGGUGGGAGCGGGCGGCCCGGUAUGCAGUGUGCGCCGCCGGGAUCCUGCUCUCCAUCUACGCCUACCACGUGGAGCGGGAGAAGGAGCGGGACCCCGAGCACCGGGCCCUCUGCGACCUCGGACCCUGGGUGAAGUGCUCCGCCGCCCUUGCCUCCAGAUGGGGCCGAGGAUUUGGUCUUUUGGGUUCCAUUUUUGGAAAGGAUGGUGCAUUAAAUCAGCCAAACAGUGUCUUUGGACUUAUAUUUUAUAUACUACAGUUAUUACUUGGCAUGACAGCAAGUGCAGUUGCAGCUUUAAUCCUCAUGACAUCCUCCAUCGUGUCUGUAGUAGGGUCUUUGUACCUGGCCUACAUUCUGUACUUUGUACUGAAGGAGUUUUGCAUCAUUUGUGUCAUCACAUACGUGCUGAACUUCAUUCUUCUUAUCAUCAACUACAAACGACUAGUUUACUUGAACGAGGCCUGGAAACGGCAACUGCAGCCCAAGCAGGACUGA